Messenger RNA from Dreissena polymorpha, 4752 nucleotides. RefSeq lists its product as uncharacterized. The transcript is spliced from 6 exons. The coding region runs from base 478 to 1821 and encodes 447 amino acids. The record is from RefSeq and is a predicted model, not a curated record. Lineage: Eukaryota; Metazoa; Mollusca; Bivalvia; Myida; Dreissenidae.
UUGGUCAGUUUUCUAAAUCGGGACAUCAUGAACGUCAUGUAAACCUACGAGGACACAUGAGCAUUUUGCAAGUUUGACCAAAUUGGUGUCCAAAAACUUGAUUGGAACGUACUCUGUCGCUUUUAUUCUACUACUCAAGUCAGAGGAAGUAAUGUAUACAUAAAUACAGAAUUUCUAAGAUUUUCAUGGCCCUAAAUUACCACCGUAGAAGAUAAAAUGAUCAGAUGCACGGUAUACAAGCGUUCGCGCAAUAUGAUGUGAUCGUCUGCUUUUGAUGAAAGAUCCUAGAUUUAAGUCAUUUUUGGAGAUGUUUGAUCAACAAUCAACGAUGUCAAAGGUGUGGGUUUAGAAUUUCGAAAAAAGAUGCUAAUAUGGAACUGCCAAACAAUCUGAUCAGCACCAAACCUGCUGCAGCUGCAUCGGAAAGACGAGUUACUGAACAGUGUGUGCAAGCGGAUAGCUCAGUUUCUUGACAACAUGCCUCAGGGCCUGCCCUCCUCAGACAACCUCUUGGUUACGCCCAUCCCCAAGGGGAACACAGCCAGUCACACCUCACCGGGUCAUGCUUCACUGACCCCGCCAUUUCUUGUGACAAGCUCCAGCAUUUCCAUACCAGCCAGCAGGGUUGUCUCCUCGAUAGGUGACAGCAUGGUCAGCAGCAGGGUGAGGACUUACAGCAGUAGCUCCUCCCACCCGAGUCAGAGCCCCAGUGGUACGAGUGUUGAUAUUGUGGUGGCGACUGGUUCUCUGUCGUUGCCAAUCCCAGUGUCACAUGCAGACUCCACAAGUCCUAUGUCAACAUUGCCACAGAACUCUUGGGACCACAACCCACAUAAGUUGGUUGACCUUGUAGCAAAGGAGCAUGAUGUGCUGUUCCCGCAUGUCGAGUUGGAGCCUGUGCACGCGAAUGUGAUGACGGUCAGACGUAGGUACGGGCCGUUCUGUCCGUUGAUAGAAGUGGACGAGGAAAAGAAUGAUUGGGACAAGAGCAGAGAAAAAAUACACGUUGAUUUGCCCCUGAAUCUGGGAAGCACGAUGCAGCACCUGUACGCAAAACGCGACAACCAAAACAAGAAGAUGAAACAAGACCGCAAAACGGGGAAACCAGAAUAUCCAACCGCAGUCCAGCAACCUGACAUUCCUGUGGUUGUUCCGCAAGUUGACUGUGGCUACAGAAGUGACCCUGAGAAGGGUUCAAGGCUGAGACUAAUUGCGGAGGUCAAAGAAGGCAUGCGCAGGAUUCAGAGUCACCCAGAGUUAGACGAACUUGUGGACAUGAGAGAUGACGCAUCAAACCCGUUUGAACUCUACACAAGUAAGGCCAGCUCUCUGCCAGCUACACCCAACCACUCACCGAGACUGUUGCGUAAGACAAUGAAUACUGCGGCGGUGACAAUGGAGACUGGUGUGCAGUCUGCGCAGCGUGAACAGACUGAAGGGCCAGGUAUAUCAUUCCUGGCCAGUGUUGUAGGGGGAAUGCGAGUUCAUAAGGCCAAGUUGGAAAGACAGAGAGCAGAAGAGGAUAGGAUGAGGCAGAGACACACGCACGAGGCCAGUACUGUGGCCACAAGGGGAGUGGGCAUGGGUGUCACCGCGCUUACACAUGCGGACAUGAUCAUCACACAGACCGUGAACACUGCAAAGAGCUCAACCUCAGACUCUACCAGUCAAGUUAGGCCCACUGUGGGACCUCAGAGACUGGACACUAAUGAGAGUGACAGUAAAGGUGGCUUUGUGCAAAAUGUGAUCUCGUGGGGUACCAAAAAGAGAGUGAAUGUGGGUACAAAGGAGGAAAAUUUUUGGUCGCCUACGUCAUUUUGACGAGUAGGCAACUUUUGAAGUAACUUGAGAAUUUUAGUGGAUUGAUAUAUAGGUAGUUAUAUAUUAUUUUGUGUUGAUCUGAUGAAGGUUGUGAUACAAAAUUGUUCAGUAAAUCAUAUAUUGUAUCUUAUUCACCACACACUGUACUGCAAAACUAUUGAAGUAUUUUAUUCGAAGACAUUCCAUGUAAGGAUGUCAAAGACCCUUUAUCAUGCUUUAUAAUGCCAAAGAAAUUCUUGUUACUGAAUUAGUAUUCAUACUGUGAUAAAAAAAGAUUACAUUCUAUCUUAAUGAUAUUAUGAAUCAAUGCAAAACUGGAUGACAAGCUAAUAUGAAGAAUAUGCCCUGCUUUUUUAUGCUGUGUGCAAAAACAAAACAAAAUUAAUUACCGUAAUGAAAUAUUAAUUAAGAUUUUGUUAAUAUAUUGCAUCAUGAAACAUAAAUCAAAUAGAUGUAAAUGGUGUAAAAUCAUACUUAAUGGCAAGUACUAAAAAUGUGAUAAAUGAUUAUAUUUGGUGUUUUUUUCAGUGUCAACAUGUAUUUAUAUUUGCACAAACCACAUGUGCUAUACAUACUACCACAUACCUUUCCUGUGUUCUACCCACAAAGGCACUUCUGUGGUUUUGUUGAUGAGGUUACUGUCUGAAAACUAGAUCUUGUGAUUUCUCUCAGAAUUACAGGCUAUGGCUGGAUUUGCAGUCAGGUUCAAAUUAUUACAAUAAUCAUGUAGGGACUGUUAUAAUCUUGGUUAUUAAGACUUAAUGAAUUGUCAUGUAUGUUUGUUCAGGAUUCUAUUUAUUGCAGUCAUUCUUGAAUUAUAUCUUAAUAAGUAAACAUUUUUUUAAAUACAUGUAAUAUGUGUUCCUACAUAAUCUGGUAACAAAUAGUAAAUUUGAUGUUAUUAAAAUGUUUCCAUUGCAAAAUACAUUAGUUUUUUAGCUCACCUGAUUGCUCAGGUGAGCUUUUGUGACCGGUCUUUGUCCGUCGUAUGUCCGUCCGUCCGUUAACAUUUGCUCGUAAACACUCUAGAGGCCACAUUUUUUGUCCGAUCUUCAUAAUACUUGGUCAGAAGCUUUGUCCCAAUAAAAUCUCAGCCGAGAUCGAAACUGGGUUAUGCCGGGUCAAAUACUAGGUCACUAGGUCAAAAAAAAGAAAAACCUUAUAAACACUGUAGAAGUCACAUUUCAUGCCCAAUCUUCAUGUAACUUUGUUAAAAUGUUUGUCUUAAUGAUAUCUUGGUUGAGUUCAAAAGUGGUUCCGAUCUGUUGAAAAACAUGGCCACCAGUGGGCGGGGCAGUUUUCCUAAUUUGGCUAUAGAGAAACCUUGUAAACACUCUAGAAGUCACAAUUUUUGCCCAAUCAUCAUGAAAGUUGGUCAAAACAUUGGUUCAAUUGAUGUCUUGGAAGAGUUCGAAAAUGAUCGAGAUCGGUGAAAAAACAUGGCCGCCAGUGGGCGGGGUAUUUUUCUCUAUAUGUAUAUAGUGGCAGUUUCCCUAUUUGGCUUUAGAGAAACGUUGUAAACACUGUAGAAAUCACAAUUUUUGGCCAAUCAUCAUGAAAGUUGGUCAAAACAUUGGUUUUAUUGAUAUCUCGGACGAGUUUGAAAAUGGUCGGGAUCGGUGAAAAAACAUGGCCGCCAGUGGGCGGAGCAUUUUUCUCUAUAUGUAUUUACUGAAAACGUGAACACAGUAGAAGUCACAUUUUUGGCCAAAUUUUCUUGAAAUUUGCUCAGAACAUUUGUUUCCUUGAUACGAGAGUUGAGUUCAAAAAUGGUCCGGCCAGUUGAAUAACAUGGCUGCUCGGAGUGGGGCAGUUUUCUCAUUAUGCCCCCCCCCCCUUUCGAAGAAGAGGGGGUAUAUUGUUUUGCUCAUGUCGGUCCGUCCGUCCACCAGAUGGUUUCUGGAUGAUAACUCAAGAGCGCUUAUGCAGCGAUCAUGAAACUUCAUAGGUACAUUGAUCAUGACUCGCAGAUGACCCCUAUUGAUUAUCAGGUCACUAGGUCAAAGGUCAAGGUCAUUCCAAAAAACGUAUUCACACAAUGGCUGUCAAGGUCAAGGUCAACUUAGAAAAAUGGUUUCCGGAUGAUAACUCAAGAAUGCUUACGCCUAGGAUCAUGAAACUUCAUAGGUACAUUGAUCAUGACUCGCAGAUGAAAUAAUGAUGAAACUUGACCAGGAUGUUUGUCUGGACAAUAUCUAGAUCAAGUUUGACAUUUGGUAAAAAUUAAAUGAACCGACUCCUCUCAGGUGAGUGAACUAGGGCCAUCUUGGCCCUCUUGUUUGUGAUUCUAAUUAACAAAGUGUUCAUUUUAAGUAUUGAAUCUCAGAUGCAUAUUUUUUGUAAGACAUGUAAUCUGAAGGAAACAUGCGGCAUUUGUGUACAGUAUUAGCUAAUGAACCAUCUGUGUCAUGUCAGAAAUGUAUUGCACUUGGUCAUGGUGCAAACAAAGGUUGGUUAUAAUUUGUUUUAGUUGAACUAGUAAAUUAAUGAUAAUUGUAAAGAUACAACAUGUGUUUAAUAGUUGUUUGCUAAGAGCUCAGCUUUUGUUGUUGUGUUGAAUACUAUUGUGUGUGAAAAAAGUUAGCAAAUUCCUGUUGUUAAAUCAGCUGAUUAAAAUAUGAAAAGUUCAUAUGAACUGACUGUAUAUAUACUAUUAAAGAUGAUAGACAUAUGUGCUUUAUAUCUGCAAGUGUUCCACUAUUGAUACUUGUGUAUUAUGGUGCAUUUCCAUUUGUGCUACUAUUCUUGUCAUUUGUUUAAAUCAUAUGUGUUGUUUAAUUGUGGAGGAUUUUAUUUAUAAUUUUGGUCUGAAUUUGUCUUUAAUGUACUAGUCCUAUUGAACUAAAUAACAUGUCAAAAUAAUUGUUACUUUUGUUCUGUAAUUACUUUGCUGUUCAAGAUAAAACAUACUAAAAAGAAAGACGAUGCUUA